CAAACCCCUCGAUCCUCGCCCAAGAUGCUUCCCUACAUCCUGGCCUUGUGCCUAAACCUCUGUCUCGCGCUGGCCGCCAGCAGAACCUCCGCCCCCUCCGGCGCCCUCAUCGUCUCCAAAGCUCCCUCAAAAGGCCAAUACUCCANNAAAAUCCAAGACGCAAUCAAUGCCCUCUCGACCACCUCCACUACCGCCCAAUCCAUCUUCAUCGAAGCAGGCACCUAUACCGAACAAGUCUACAUCGCACCCCGCAAAGCUGCUUUGACCAUAUAUGGAUACUCGACAAAUACGGACGACUACAACAGUAAUGUGGUUACCGUUACGCAAAAACUGAGCUUGCAUGAGGUUGCCACAGACGAUUUGACUGCUACUCUGCGCGCUUGGAGUACGAAUUUCAAACUGUAUAAUGUGAAUUUGGUGAAUAGUUAUGGAUCAGGAGGGCAAGCUCUGGCGUUGAGUUCUGCGGCUGGUAACCAAGGCUUUUACGCCUGCAAACUCUCCGGCUUCCAAGACACAAUCCUCGCUCAAACCGGCACUUCCCUCUUCGCAAAUUCCUACAUCGAAGGCGCUACAGAUUUUAUUUUCGGUCAACACGGUUCAUCCUGGUACUCUCACUGCGAUAUCCGCGUUUUGGCUGCUAGCCAGGGCUACAUUACCGCUUCAGGACGCGCAUCCAAUGAAGCCGGUUACUAUGUCCUCGAUCACUGUUCUAUUGCUGCCAAAUCGGGGCAGUCGGUGCCAAAGGGUGCGUAUUAUCUGGGCAGGCCUUGGGGUGAUUAUGCGAGGGUUGCCGUGCAGUAUACGACCAUCACCAAUGUUGUUAAUGCGGCCGGUUGGCAUAUCUGGAAUGCUGGGGAUGAGAGGACUGAUCAUGUUAGUUUUGGCGAGUAUGGCAAUACUGGAGAUGGUGCUGCGGGCACUAGAGUCAUUGGGUCAAAGUUGAGCAAGCCUGUGCUCAUUACCGAUGUUUUGGGCAGUGGGUAUGCUAGUGCUGCAUAUGUCGACAAGGCAUACCUCUAA
Molecule: messenger RNA, 1020 nt
Organism: Aureobasidium uvarum
Lineage: Eukaryota; Fungi; Ascomycota; Dothideomycetes; Dothideales; Saccotheciaceae
Source: the annotation of a GenBank genome assembly